CCCCUCCUGCUCUCUGCGUUGAGCCGACUCAGAGCUCAGUCUGUGCAGCUGCUUGUGGCUAGACGCAGCCGUGUGGACUCCUGGAGGCUCCAGGAGAUAGAAAACGAGAUGCCCUCGCUGCUGAAAUGGUCUUCUCUGCCAGUGGCAGGCAUGGUCUCGGAGUUAAAGUUCCCAGUUCCUUGGGGCCACAUUGCAGCCAAGGCCUGGGGAUCCCCGCAAGGCCGUCCUGUGCUCUGCUUGCAUGGCUGGCUGGACAAUGCCAACACCUUCAACAGACUCAUCCCAUUGCUCCCUAAAGAUUACUAUUACAUGGCAAUGGAUUUUGGGGGCCACGGCCUGUCAUCCCACCGGCCCGCGGGCUUUCCUUACCACUUCCUGGACUACGUGAGCGAGAUCCGCAGGGUGACAGCAGCCUUGAAGUGGAGUCGAUUUACUCUAAUGGGCCACAGUUUGGGUGGGAGUGUCGCAGGAAUGUUCUCCUGCAUUUUCCCUGAGAUGGUAGAUAAGCUGAUCCUGGUGGAAUCUUAUGGCUUCUUCCCAGCUCCUCAGGAAAGUGACGCAUGGCUGAACUCUAAGAGGAAGGUGAUUGAACGUCUCCUGAGUCUGGAGGAGAACAAGCACCAGCCCCCUAAAAUACGCAGCCCCCAAGAAGCACUGCAGAGGCUAUUACAAGCCAACAACCACCUGACAGAGGAGAGUGGGAGGAUCUUACUACAGCGAGGAGCGACUGAGGUGCCGGGAGGCCUGGUGUAUAACAGAGACAUGAGAGCCCUUACGCACAAUCAAGACUCCCUGACUCUGGAGCAGUGUGUGAGCUUCUUGAACAAAAUCCAGGCCAGUGUCCUAAUGAUCAUAGCACAGGAUGGAAUUUUUAAUCCUGAAGCUGAAAACGUGAGCCAGAACUUUGUGAAGCUCCUGCGGGAAGCAUUCCAGUCCAACCUGAAGCACUUCCAGUUUGCUGAGGUGACUGGGAAUCAUUUUGUCCACCUGAAUGAGCCUGAAGUAGUGGCUGGGCUCAUCAACAUCUUCCUGAAAAGGGACCAGAGCUCCAAAGCCAGGCUGUAGCCUGGAUUCCUGCAUCAGGGCUUGGCUACCAGCUUUCCAGGGCAGACAGCAGCAGAGACAAAAGAGGACAAGGAGCUUAAUAGCCUCGCAUGUGAGACAAGACAGCACUGUUACCUGGCUGGGCCCUGAAGUUUUGCUCAUUACAUGAUUUUCAUCCCUCUCGAGCCCAGUGGCUUGGAAUGGCAAAAGACCCUGUCUCAGCAAACAGGCACAGAGGACUCUUCGCCAGGAAGAGCUGAGCAAAUUGUUGUGUGUUCAAAUGGAGACGGGGAGGAGUCCCACCUCAUACUUCCACUUCACGUGUUACAACAGCAGCUUCUGGAUUUAAGAUCCACUUCCCUGUUAAACCUGGUGCAGUUUCAUCAGCAGGAAGCAAACCCCCUUGCUUUGUUUUGGUGAUGUGCUGCCUUGGAAAGGACUGGGAGGGGUAAGCCAGGCACUUCCCCGCCAAUACUGACAGCUUAUAAUAGAUAUGGUGUUUACAUAUACAUGAGAAGUGAGUUCUUUGAUACUGUAUGACAUUCCACCUCUCUUCACCCUGUACCUGCCUCCUAUAACAAUUCUGCAUCUCUCGUUUC
Molecule: messenger RNA, 1643 nt
Organism: Emys orbicularis (European pond turtle)
Lineage: Eukaryota; Metazoa; Chordata; Testudines; Emydidae
Gene: SERHL2
Product: serine hydrolase like 2
Exons: 13
Coding region: 109-1065 (318 amino acids)
Source: RefSeq, a predicted model, not a curated record